Molecule: messenger RNA, 1002 nt
Organism: Cryptomeria japonica (Japanese cedar)
Lineage: Eukaryota; Viridiplantae; Streptophyta; Pinopsida; Cupressales; Cupressaceae
Product: trifunctional (S)-stylopine synthase/(S)-nandinine synthase/(S)-canadine synthase-like
Exons: 1
Coding region: 1-1002 (333 amino acids)
Cellular component (GO): membrane
Molecular function (GO): heme binding; oxidoreductase activity, acting on paired donors, with incorporation or reduction of molecular oxygen, NAD(P)H as one donor, and incorporation of one atom of oxygen; iron ion binding
Source: RefSeq, a predicted model, not a curated record
AUGAUUAGUUCUCCCUACAACGAGCACUGGACUAAGCUCAGGAAGGUUCUGCACAACAAUGUUCUCAGCCCCGUCCACGUUGCACUUCAGAGCUCUUCCCACCAGGAAGCUGCGAAUAAACUCAUCAACAAACUGGAAAAAGAGAUGAAAGAGAAGAAUGGUGUGGUGAGGCCCUUUCAUGCCUUCAAAAUGAUGGGGAUGAGUUUUAUGGCCCACUUAUGCUUUGGCUUGGACUUUCAAGACGAGAAUUUUUUGUCCAAGCUGGAAGAAUUCAUUGAAGAAGAUAUUAAUCUGACUCAAGAUGCAGAUGUGUUUCUGGAUUCAUUUCCUCCUGCUCGUUUCUUUGUUCCUUCAUCAAUCAGAACGGAAAGAAAAUGGAAGUCUCUGAGAGCUGAUGUUCUCCGUCUCCUGGUGCCUUUAAUCCGAUUUGCUCGCAGUUAUAGAAAAUACUUUAAGCGAAGUGCUCCGAGUAGUUUCUUGAACUCUUUACUAUCCAUUGACGAAGGGGAGGAAGGUGAAGACAAGUCCAAGUUAUCCGAUGAAGAAAUAGCUUUCAGUAUGUAUGAGCUGUGCCUUCUUGCAGUAGACAACACAUCUACGACCAUUGAAUGGGCGCUGGCUUACCUGAUAACCAAUCCUCAAGUCCAAGAGAGGGCUUAUCAUGAGAUUAGCCAAGCAGCGCAGGAAGGAAAUGGUGGGUUGUUCGGCUUAGAGGAUUUGAGGAAGCUGCCGUACUUGCAAAGUGUGGUGAAGGAAACGUUGAGAAAAGAAUCAAUUGCGCCACUUGGGGUUAUUUACCAGACGGAAAAGGAGUGUAAGGUGAUGGGCAUCACCAUACCUGCAAAGUCAGCAGUCCUUUUCAAUCUACAUAGCGUGUCGAAUGAUCCUGAGGUGUGGGAAGAGCCGGAGGAGUUCAGACCUGAGAGAUUUUUGGGGAAGAAUGAGGUGAGAAUGACAUUUCUUCCGUUUGGAGCAGGAAGGCGGGUGUGCGCAGGAAGGUAG